Purpureocillium takamizusanense is the source of this 630-nucleotide messenger RNA. RefSeq lists its product as uncharacterized. Lineage: Eukaryota; Fungi; Ascomycota; Sordariomycetes; Hypocreales; Ophiocordycipitaceae. The transcript is spliced from 2 exons. The record is from RefSeq and is a predicted model, not a curated record. The coding region runs from base 1 to 630 and encodes 209 amino acids.
AUGACGAAGCCGGACAAAGCCGCCGUGCUGGAUCUCGACAAGUGGCCGGCGGCCCAAAAGUUUGUGUCGCGAUGUGCCGAGUUCUUUGACGAGGUCAAGAAUCUAACACCGGGCAAGGACCUCGAGACGAGGCUGAACCGCGACUACGGGCCGGGCAACGCGUACUACGACGACUUUUGCGCGUACAUCAAGCAGGGCCUCGCCGAGGGGUGGGUCGCCGAGACGGAGAUCGCGGGCCCGCACUACCGGCGGGGCCGGAUAUCGCCGCCGACGGAGCGGACGCACUUUCUGAGCAUCACGACGGUGUACAUGGACGGCGGCGUCGUCGUCGAGGAGGGGACCAAGGUCGAGGACGAGGACGGGGACAAGGACGGGGACGGGGACGGCGUGCUGCGCGGGCAGUACCACCAGCACCCAUACGGGGAGAUCAACUGCGUGGUGGCGCUGGACGAGGGGGCGGAGCUCAAGGGCAUGCAGGGCUGGCAGGGCGCCGGGUGGACGUCGCCGGGACCGGGGACGCACCACUACCCGGAGGCCCGGGGCGGGAGGCUGGUGGCGCUGUUCUUUCUGCCGGCGGGGAGGAUUUCGUACGAGGCGACGCCCGAGAUGGCGCAGCCGCACUGCGUGUGA